Molecule: messenger RNA, 1587 nt
Organism: Spizellomyces punctatus DAOM BR117
Lineage: Eukaryota; Fungi; Chytridiomycota; Chytridiomycetes; Spizellomycetales; Spizellomycetaceae
Exons: 7
Coding region: 405-1379 (324 amino acids)
Source: RefSeq, a predicted model, not a curated record
GUUUUUCACAGGCCGACGAGCUUCCUUCCUUCCUUCACGUUUUCCUUGCGUGUUUUUUUUUUUAUUUUUGGAGGGCGCGCGCUUAAAACUUUGAAAGGAAGAAACGACACCGGAAAAGGAAGAACGUUGAACCCGGGACUGGAAGAGCGGAGUGAAAAACAGUUUUGAAGAAAGGAGCCCUUCAGUAUUACUGCAAUCCGUCAACCUUCUAUUCUACAUUUCCUACUGGGCAUUAUUGAAAUACCCUCUCGUGAGAUAGCUUACACCUGCAUCGCCCCUUUGUGGAUGGUACAUCAGGAAGCGCAGUGGCAGCUCGUCCUAUCUCUAUACUAUAUACACUGCCAUUCUGCCCUCAGCUUCAAAGCUGCAGCGCACAACGCGUUCGACACUAUCGGUAACCCGCAAUGGCCGGUGUCAAGCUUGCAAGACGAGCAUCAUACACCGCCUUAAAGGACUCUGCCAUCGACGUUUCCGCACCAUCCCUUUUUGACACCCGUCCGGCAUCUGCACCAUCUCCUUUUCCCCAAGCUUUGAAAGAGAACGAAAUGCUACUUCCUGGUCCCGCUGAUAUCCGUAACAAUCGAAGAAGGGCUGGCAAGCGAUCGCUCCUCACUGUCCGAUUGAGCAUGCUCGCUGGUGUCCUCUUUGGCUGGGCAUUUGUCAUUUGGCGUCUUGCCGUUAAUCUGCCAGCCACAGAGGAUGACAUACAUAUUCCAAGGAGCCUCGACGAUCUAAAGAGUCAAUCAGUUCUAUUACAAUCAUAUUCUGCAGCGCACUUUAUGCCUGUAUUCAUUUUGUUCACUACCGUAUUCGUGUUUAAGCAAACGUUUGCGGUCCCCGGGUCGGCCUUGAUGAAUAUUCUCGGUGGCGUCUUGUAUGGUUUUUGGGCCUUCCCUCUCGUAUCGUUCCUUACAGCAGUAGGGUCGACAUUUUCGUAUUUGCUUUCUCAAUAUCUCCUGGGAGAGUUGAUCGUGGAACGGUUCGCCCGGUCGAAUCUCAACUACCUAAAGCGAAGGGUAGAAACAAACCGGGAGAAAGGAAAUCUAUUCUAUUAUCUGUUAUUUUUGCGCCUCUUUCCCUUUUCUCCAAAUUGGUUUCUUAAUAUGGCGAGUCCAUUUGUUGGCGUACCGAUUCUGCCAUUCUUCCUUUCCAUAUUCUUUGGCCUGAUACCGUAUAAUUAUAUUUGUGUUCAAGCCGCCGCUACUUUAAGCCAGCUCAAUUCUUUUGCCGACAUCCUAAGUAUUGAUGUCGUCCUGAAGUUGCUGAGCAUAUCGGCGUUGGCCCUGAUACCCGCUGUGUAUGGACAAAAGAUUGCAGCAUGGACACGUGGACGAGGAACUGGAGACGAUGGGGAGGAAGUUAAAUUGCAGCAAGCCUGAGAGGCGGUUUGUUGCUUAUUGUAUAAAGCCGCUAGCAUCAUCCUUUUGAUGGCGCGGACAUGGAACAUAGACGGAUUUGACGAGUGCAAAUAUAUAGACAUACUUUUAUCGUUUACGAAAUAUAAUUCAAUUCAACCUAGCUUUUCAGGAAUCCAUAGGGGUUAAUCGGACCGCUAUUAAUUGAAAGGAUGCUGAUGGGAUUUUUCAG